ACCUCUCCGUAUGGAACCUUAAGCCACGCCUUCAAAGAGGUCACGACCUUUCCACCACUUCCUUAGACAAACUUAUAAACAACAUGGCUGCCUCUUGUCAAACUCGGAGAGCUUCGUUGGCGGAUUUACAGGCUGAUUUGUCGACUUCUUUUAUGAAACAGGUGUCAUUUUCAAUGAAAAGUAAACAGCAAGGGUUUAAGUUUUUUAGUGAGGGGUACUUCCAUUCAGUAAGCAUGACUUACGGAGAGAAUGACACCAUCGUCAGUAGUGCCAAGUGCUAUCGCAGUAUGAAGAAAAACGAGCCGCCCCAUGCUGUUCAUGUUGACAUCAAGCCUGAAGAAAUAUCCUAUGCCUAUUGUUCAUGUCAAGCAGGAGCUAGUGGAUCAUGUUCCCAUGUCAUUGGAUUCAUCAUAGCACUGCAGCAAUGGCAGUUGAUGGGUUUCACUGAGGUUCCAUCAAAGCUGUCCUGUACAUCACUUCCAGAACAGUGGAGCAAACCUCGGUGUACCAAAGUUGAAGCAGGCGAUGUACCACAUUUAGUUUUUGUCAACCCCAAACCAGACAGGAAAAAGAAACCAGUUACUAAUACAUUGACAGAAUGCAGAAAUGUACGGGUCGAGGAGACAGAUAUUCAACAUCUUCAAGGCCUAAAAGACCUUCCCAUAGGAUACCUUGUCUGCAACCCCUCAAAAACUGUGCACACUCAUGUUGGACCAGUCCCUGUUGGCAGUGGCUUGUCAACGCAUGCAAAGUUUUUUGAGACUGAGCCAAUAAAAUCUGUUGGCACUAGAUGUGGCAAUCUAGCUUUUCCCCAGGCCGCCACAGUGACCCUUGGAGCAGAGUACCACAUCGAGGAUAUGACACAGGAGCAAUGUGAGCAGUUAGAGCAACAAACAAGGGACCAGACCAACAGUCAGAUGUGGUUUCAAGCGAGGAAACACAGGCUGACAGCAUCCACAUUUGGGAUCAUACUCAAAAGAAAAACCAUCACAGAAAAGUUCAUCAACAACAUCAUAAAUGAAAAGGCUUUCACAUCUGUUGCAACCAGCUAUGGCAAAAGUAAUGAAAGACAAGCUAUUGAAAAAUACAUUAAGCAGUCAGGUAAUCAUGUUCAUGAUUGUGGUCUUGUAGUGAACAGAAAGUUUCCAUUUCUAGGAGCUACACCAGAUGGGAAGGUGUGUGAAGAUGGUAUUACAGGCAUCAUAGAAGUAAAAUGUCCAUACUCAGCCCGAGACAUGUCCAUUAGUGAUGCCUGCUGUUUAUUGCCAAAGUUCUGCUUGCAAAAUACAGAUGGGAUAAUUUCAAUCAAGAAAGCUCCCCAUUAUCAUGAAUAUUUUUAUCAAGUUCAAGGACAACUCAUGAUUUCAGGUGCUGCCUUUUGUGACUUUGUUGUUUUCACAAAAAAAGACCUUUUCAUACAAAGAAUUUUUCCUCUUCCUGUGUUUAUGCAACAAAUGUUGGAUGAAUUGAGUGCUUUUUACUUUCAGCAUGUUAAACCAGUACUGUGUUUGCCAAGUUCUCAUAAUGUGUGUACACUUACAGCAUGAGUCAGUCUGACAAUCAGUUGUCACGGUUGAACUUGUAUGCACAGCAGUGGCAGAAGGUAAAGAUGGGUUGUCAGAUUUAGCUAUCUUUUCUGUUGGCUCCAAUCUGCAACAAUAUUUGAAACUAUAAACUUUUACAAAGUUACUAUUGAUUGUUGUUUGAGAAGAUAAAAUUAAACCAAUAUCAAAUA
Molecule: messenger RNA, 1735 nt
Organism: Haliotis rufescens (red abalone)
Lineage: Eukaryota; Metazoa; Mollusca; Gastropoda; Lepetellida; Haliotidae
Exons: 4
Coding region: 84-1547 (487 amino acids)
Molecular function (GO): zinc ion binding
Source: RefSeq, a predicted model, not a curated record